Molecule: messenger RNA, 1375 nt
Organism: Alternaria rosae
Lineage: Eukaryota; Fungi; Ascomycota; Dothideomycetes; Pleosporales; Pleosporaceae
Product: chaperonin 10-like protein
Exons: 2
Coding region: 326-1375 (349 amino acids)
Molecular function (GO): oxidoreductase activity, acting on NAD(P)H
Source: RefSeq, a predicted model, not a curated record
CUAACGCCUGAUCCUUCGAUACACUUCGCUGCGGAACCCUAUAUUCUGAUCCAGAGCAUGUCAGGGGUAUGCCGUACCGCAAUGCGAUGGAUCUCGCUGUCAUUCGUCCGCGCACACGCAUACUUUUCAAUCGCCUCGUACGUGAUAUGCCAUCCGACAAAAUGGUCCAGAGAGAUCUUGUAAUCGACCAAGUGCAUAAGUAUAAGUAGCUGCCUUCUCCUCUUUCCAGGGCAUCUUCAUCAGCGUUUUGUCAUUUCUCUUGUUAGAUAUCAUCACCAAUCGAACUCCUGCCUCUACCAACUCCCAAAUUCUCUCUUCAAUCAUCAUGUCGGUACCUCAGAACCAAGUUGCAUGGCUCGACAAGGCUGGAGCUGCUUUUAGAGUCGGCGAUACUUCUAUUCCUACUGCUGACGCCGGCGAAAUUAUUGUCAAGAACGCCGCUGUGGCUAUCAACCCUCUGAACUGUCACAUGCAAGACCUGGGUAUUUUUGUGCAGCAAUGGCCAGCUGUUUUCGGCUGCGAUGUUGCUGUUGAAUUUUAUAAAGCUGGGCCAGAUGUCACGCGUUUCAAUAAAGGAGAUCGUGUGAUUGGACAUACCGUCAACUUAGUCAGUGGCCACCCUCAAGACGGAGGCUAUGCGCUGUACACGGUCGUGCCAGCCGAUAAAGUAGCCAUCCUUCCGAAUGCUGUCUCCUUCACCGAUGGUGUUGUCGUGCCUUUUGCCAUUGAGGCUGCUGUAUGCGCUAUGUCGCUCAAGGUACCUGGCCAAGCUAUGCCUGGUGUUUCAACUCCGGCACUCGGCCUGCCCUAUCCUUCGCUCAGCACAGCAACUUCCAUCGGCAAGACACUGGUGGUGUACGGCGGCUCCUCGUCUGCUGGCUCGAUGGUCACUCAGGUUGCCUCAUCAGCCGGUAUCCACGUCAUCGCUAUUGCUGGAGCACACAAAUUUGACUUAAAUAAGCGAUCAGGCGCCGUACAAGUAUUCUACUACAAAGAUGAUAAAGUUAUGGACAACGUUGUCGAAGCAGUCAAGCAAUCUGGCAACGGUGUCGUGGGUAUUCUCGAUGCAAUUGCAACUGCCGAGCCCUGGACAGUUGAUCUCGCUAUCCUCGAGAAACUUGGCGGAGGUCAUCUCGCGUGCUCGCAACCUCCUCCUACUGGAGUGCCGGAGAACGUCAAGGCGGGCAUGAUUUUCGCGGUCAACGACAUUGCAACUCCAGUAUGGAAUGCCUAUGUUACGCCUGCUUUGCAAGCUGGCAAGCUAUUUUGUCUGACAACACCUACGGUUGUUGGAAAAGGAUUGAAAUUUAUUCAAGAAGCAUUGAACAAGUCUAGCACUGGCGGUAGUGGUACCAAGAUCGUGGUAGAACUGUAG